UGUGCUCUUAGGAAAGGUCAAUAUCCCCAGAGUCAGGCUCUCCCCAGCCCAGCCCAGCCCAGCCCAGCCCAGUCCUUGGAACAUCUACUCUCUGAAGUACUGACAACACAAGUACUGAAAGAGGGAAAUAUGAAAACUCUACUCACCAUGCAGUCCCUGCCUCUGCUCCUCCUGCUGCUGCAGCCACUUCCACUGCAGGUUCUAAUGAGACGAAGAUUUCCUGAUAUGCCAGAUGAUGAGGGGACAGAAGAAUUUGAAGAGUUUGUUGAUGAGUUAUUUAGCACAGGGCCUACCAAACCACCUACCAAAAAAAUUUUCCAAAACCAUGUCAUAAUUCCUACUAUAUUGCCAUUUUAUACUACUGAAUAUCACUGUAGUUGGGAUUUGAAGAUCAGACAUGUUCACGACAGGUUUUCCUGCAGGAAAGAACAUUUUUUCCUCCUAGUAUCAUAUGAGGAGUUACAAAAGACCUGUAGCACCAAGUUUGUGGAAUGUAGGAAUGGAGUUAGGAGAUGUCACAAGACCGAGAGAAUAAUAGAAGGAGUGCACUGUAAGUUGACAAGUGGAAUUAAGAUGCCAGAAUGUACUUAUGAAGGUUUUCCCAAGACGGGAUAUGCCCUUAUCACUUGCCGAUGGCAAGAUGAUAUUGGAGAAAUUAUUCCUGAGCAUGUAAAUGAUAUUUUGGAAAUACCUGGCAAGCACUAAAAUGUCAGUCAUUAGGAAGAUAUAUUCCUCCCACCAUUCUAGAAGAGCAUUCUUUAUAAAAUGGGAGGAUAUGCCCUUCUCCAUGCUGAUUCUUAUAGGUCAAAGUUGAGAAUGGUAAUUUCGAUCCAUUCAUUGUAAUCACCCACCUCCCUCUCUUCUUCCCCUAACACCACAGGCAGGCAACGUGAGCUAGGUUCAAAGACAGUACUCGGAGAUGUGACUUCAAAUAGGUCAUGUAACUGAGCACAUUGUGAGUGUAUUAUGAGGAUGAAUGCCUGUAGUGGAAGGAUGACCACCACCAAGAGGAACAGAAAAUGGUUGCCUGAAGUGUGUGUUCCCAAGUUGUGUUCAUGUGAAUCUCUAGUUCAGGAAAAAUAAUAAAGUG
Phyllostomus discolor (pale spear-nosed bat) is the source of this 1090-nucleotide messenger RNA. It is a transcript of the gene RNASE9, whose product is annotated as ribonuclease A family member 9 (inactive). The transcript has 2 exons. Lineage: Eukaryota; Metazoa; Chordata; Mammalia; Chiroptera; Phyllostomidae. Gene Ontology annotation, molecular function: nucleic acid binding. The record is from RefSeq and is a predicted model, not a curated record. Bases 130 to 705 code for a protein of 191 amino acids.